CAGUAUUAUUUUGAGGGAGGAGACAAUCAACAUCUCUAUAUUAACACACUCUCUCUCUCUGUCUUCAACAAUCACAAAAUGCACAAUACACAAUACACAAUCAAAUACUUUUAACAGUAAAAGCUUAUUAUAGAAUAGAAAAGCAAGCAAAAGAAGUAGCCUUCAUUGGUUUUCUUUCUUUCUCUCUCUCACUUUUCUUGCUGCCUCUGCUAAGCAUCUUUUGCUUUCACUGUGAUUUGGUCUCCCAUUCUCUCCUCCUCCAAGGGGGAAAAAAAAGAAAAAAGAAUUUUGGGUUUCAUUUUUCUCGUCUUUGGUUCCUCUAUUCUCUCCUCUUAUAGCUUAACCUACAAUCCGUUCUACCUCUCUUUCUAUCUAUCAAGCAUUAUUUCUUGGUCACCAAAGUCUUGUCCCUUUUUUUUUCUCCAUUUGAUUUCAACUCUUUAAUCAUUUUCUUCUGUAAACUUUUGGGAUUUUCUCGGAUAUUGAUUUGGAAGAAAAUUCACUGUGCGAUUCUCUUUGUGGGUUUGCUUUAUUAGAGCUGUUGAAUACAGUUUCUAGUGCCAUUCCUUUCUGGGUUUUGUUGAUGUAGCUGUAGAAUUCAGUUAAUUUUUUUUCUUUUAUGAACCUUCGAUUCAGUGAAUUCUCACUCCAUCCAUCUUGACGUCCUUCAGAUUGGUACAAAGUUUUGAUUUUUUUGGCCAAAAUUUCUGUAAAUUACUCUCCUUUUUCUACUUCUCUGUUUCAAUGGGACUUUGUCAUGGAAAACCCAUUGAACACCCACAAAACCAACCCAAUAACUUAACAAUCAGUACUGAGUGUGAUCCACCACCGAAUUCCCGCCGUAACAAGUCCUCAAACUUCCCCUUCUACAGCCCAAGUCCUCUCCCAAGUCUCUUCAAGAACUCGCCAGCGAUAUCGAGCGUGACCUCAACUCCUCUACGCCUAUUGAAACGUCCCUUCCCGCCUCCAUCUCCGGCCAAGCACAUACGUGCAUUGCUUGCCCGAAGACACGGCUCUGUCAAGCCCAAUGAGGCAUCAAUCCCAGAGGGAAGUGAGGGAGAGAUCGGAUUGGACAAGAAUUUUGGGUAUUCUAAACAGUUUGUGUCACAUUAUGAGCUUGGUGAGGAGAUGGGGCGUGGGCAUUUUGGGUAUACUUGCUCUGCCAGAGGCAAGAAAGGAAGCAUGAAGGGCCAGGAUGUGGCUGUCAAAGUUAUCCCAAAAUCUAAGAUGACCACUGCUAUUGCUAUUGAGGAUGUGAGACGAGAGGUGAAGAUAUUACGGGCUUUGACAGGACAUAAGAACCUAGUACAGUUCUAUGAUGCCUAUGAGGAUGAUGAGAAUGUUUAUAUAGCAAUGGAGUUGUGUGAAGGUGGUGAACUAUUGGAUAGAAUACUUUCGAGGGGUGGAAAAUACUCAGAAGAAGAUGCGAAGAUUGUUUUGGUUCAAAUACUAAAUUUUGUUGCCUUCUGUCAUCUCCAAGGCGUGGUUCACCGUGACCUCAAGCCAGAGAAUUUUCUUUUUACUACCAAAGAGGACAAUUCCACUUUGAAGGCAAUCGAUUUUGGACUCUCUGACUAUGUUAGGCCUGAUGAAAGGCUGAAUGACAUUGUGGGAAGUGCAUAUUAUGUAGCUCCUGAGGUUCUGCAUAGAUCAUAUGGUACAGAGGCAGACAUGUGGAGUAUUGGUGUAAUGGCCUAUAUUCUUUUAUGUGGGAGCCGACCCUUUUGGGCCAGGACAGAAUCUGGCAUCUUCCGAGCUGUCCUCAAGGCAGAUCCAAGCUUUGAUGAAGCUCCUUGGCCAUCUUUAUCCCCUGAGGCAAUAGAUUUUGUGAAGAGAUUGCUAAAUAAGGAUUACCGUAAGAGACUAACUGCAGCUCAGGCUCUGAGUCAUCCAUGGCUUGCCAAUCAUCAUGACACAAAGAUACCAUUGGACACGAUAGUUUUCAAGCUUGCAAGGGCUUAUACAUGCUCAUCUUCUUUACGAAAAUCAGCGCUGGGGGCUCUUGCAAAGACUUUAACAGUAUCUCAGCUAGCUUAUCUCCGGGAACAAUUUACACUGUUAGGGCCAACCAAAAAUGGUUUCAUUUCUAUGCAGAGCCUCAAAACGGCAGUAGUGUCGAACUCCACGAACGCCAUGAAGGAUUCACGGGUCCUUGAUUAUGUCCAGAUGGUUGGUUCCAUUCAGUACAGAAAACUGGAUUUCGAAGAAUUUUGUGCAGCUGCCAUAAGCGUCCAUCAGCUGGAAGGUAUGGAUUGUUGGGAGCAACAUGCAACGCGUGCUUAUGAGUUGUUUGAUAAAGAUGGUAACAGACCCAUUAUGAUUGAAGAACUUGCCUCGGAACUUGGGUUGAGCCCCUCGGUACCGGUUCAUCUAGUUCUUCAGGAUUGGAUUCGACACUCUGAUGGAAAGCUCAGUUUCUUGGGUUUUGUAAGACUUCUUCACGGUGUUUCCUCGCGCACGUUUCAGAAGGCUUAAAAUGAAGCCCUGCCAAGCAUUCUAUUAAUUCCACUUUUAUCAUCACUCUACUUGUGCUGAAAUUCUCUCAAGGAGAGACAGCAUGCCCGAUGUGAUCCGAAACAAGCCAGCUUCAUCUUGAUCACAACAAAGACGUGCUGCAAGUUCAAGUUAUAGCCUUCAUGCAUGCAUUUGCUAUCAGCACCCAUUAGUGGCAUUUUCUUCCAGAGUCUAUAAAGCUCUCUCUCUCUCUCUAUCUCUCCUUGAAUUUUCCUGUUUUUGUGCUUGUUUAGAUGAUUGUACAGAUGAGAUUAGAAUGAGAAAGUGUAUUCUAGGGAUUUUUAGCAAAUAGAUUGAAACUGAAGUGAGUUGUGGUUUCAUGGCUUUAUCUCUUGAGUACCCAUCACACCCCCCCUUUUUUUUAGUCUUAAUAAUAAAAGUCUUCUUCAUGUGAUCAUCAGCCACAUGAAGUUAUGAUCAGAAGUUUUGAACA
Messenger RNA from Tripterygium wilfordii, 2947 nucleotides. Its product is annotated as CDPK-related kinase 7-like. Lineage: Eukaryota; Viridiplantae; Streptophyta; Magnoliopsida; Celastrales; Celastraceae. Gene Ontology annotation, biological process: intracellular signal transduction; protein autophosphorylation; peptidyl-serine phosphorylation. The coding region runs from base 745 to 2475 and encodes 576 amino acids. The record is from RefSeq and is a predicted model, not a curated record. Gene Ontology annotation, cellular component: nucleus; cytoplasm. The transcript is spliced from 11 exons. Gene Ontology annotation, molecular function: ATP binding; calmodulin binding; calcium-dependent protein serine/threonine kinase activity.